Saprolegnia parasitica CBS 223.65 is the source of this 896-nucleotide messenger RNA. RefSeq lists its product as hypothetical. The record is from RefSeq and is a predicted model, not a curated record. Bases 82 to 864 code for a protein of 260 amino acids. The transcript has 3 exons. NCBI's taxonomy places the organism in Eukaryota, Oomycota, Saprolegniomycetes, Saprolegniales, Saprolegniaceae.
GCCAUACUUGAUAAAACCCAUGCAAAAACACACGCAUCACACCGGUCACUGACUUGAGGCCAGCAACCAAUCCAACGGACGAUGGUCGCGGCGCAUCGAAGCAACGUAGCCACGAAGAGCACGAUUGCCGCGCUCGAGCACGCGUCGGCCGUCGCCGAGAUGCGCCGCAGCUGCCACCCCGUCGCGGCCGACGUUACUGUCGUGGUGGUCGAGACCGAGCCUACGGUGGCAAUGCUGGUCGAGGCCACGCCCGUCGUGCGCGCCGCCAGCAGCGCGAAGCCCAUCGACUCGUCCACGCAAAAGCCUUCAAGAAAGAAGACGAAGCCGAAGCCUACGAAGAAGAAGCCGAAACCCGUGGGCGCCAAGGCCGCGUCGGAGCGGCAAGACUGCUUCCGAACGGCCAUCGAGGGGGCGGCGAAGGUCCUUGAGCUGCAAAUGGAAGCGUUCGAGGAAGAGGAGCUUCAAGGCUUCUUGGUGGCCAACGGCUUGAAACCCGGCGGUGCGCUGCCGUCGGCCGGCUUUGCGAUCGACGCCGCGGCGUACAUGGAUCACAUCUCGAUCAGCCUCUUCUCCAACAAUCUCGCUGCAGACCUCAAGAAGUACUGCCGUCCUCCGGGCACAUUCCACGUGACGACGAUGGAGCACAACUAUGUCGAUCCUAUCAGCGGCGAGCGCAUGUGCAUGCAGCACACGACGUGCGUCCACGCCAAGCACAAUGACAAGUCGCUCGCGUUCCGGUAUUACGAUCCAGAGGCGCGCAACAAGUGGCGUCCUCUCACGAAAAAUACCUUCAAGGCUGGCACGCAAUUGCGCUGGAUUCGUCGCGUCAUUCCUUUACGCGAUCGCACAACGGACGACGAGUAGUUGAAUAACGACAUGCAUAACUUUUACUCGUA